Caenorhabditis angaria is the source of this 581-nucleotide messenger RNA. The record is from the annotation of a GenBank genome assembly. Lineage: Eukaryota; Metazoa; Nematoda; Chromadorea; Rhabditida; Rhabditidae.
AUGUCAGCACCAGUGCAAAGUGAUUUCAGUGUUCGGGUUGCCAAGUGAGUUUUUUUUUUGAAUAGAAACAAAUGACUUUUACUGACAAAAGGAUGGGAGUGAACACUUGAUCUGAGCAUUUUUCUGGAGCUCCAAACUUCAGAGAAAUUGAGCUAUUAAAACCCACUAAAUUGCAUUUAUUCCGGGACAUUAUAAACUUCCCUUGUGAAAAUUACAGUCGCAAAAUUUCACCUGAAAUUUCCGAACAGAGUCUCAAAUUCAAAAUAAUUUUCAGAAGAAGCGAUGAGAUGCGUUAUAUGGAAGACAAUCGAAAACUUCUAAACUCGAUAAUCAACCAUGGCAUUAAUGAGCCGGAUGGGGGGAAGAACCGGAAAAUGCGAGGAAUUCGAGAAGGAAUGCGGAUUAUUGGGUGUUUUUGAAACCAACUUCGAGUUGUGAAUUUCAAGCGUAUAAAGUUGAUGAAUGGCACAAGUUCUUGCCAUCAAUCACUCAUAAAACUUUAGAUAUUAUUCAAGCUGAGGAGAAGUUUUUGCAGUAAGUUAAGCUAAAUUAGCUGUCACUUUCAUAAAAAUUACAGAUGA